This is a messenger RNA of Castor canadensis (American beaver), 1362 nucleotides long. It is a transcript of the gene Slc35b1, whose product is annotated as solute carrier family 35 member B1. Gene Ontology annotation, biological process: UDP-galactose transmembrane transport. Lineage: Eukaryota; Metazoa; Chordata; Mammalia; Rodentia; Castoridae. The record is from RefSeq and is a predicted model, not a curated record. Gene Ontology annotation, cellular component: Golgi membrane; endoplasmic reticulum membrane. Gene Ontology annotation, molecular function: UDP-glucose transmembrane transporter activity; UDP-galactose transmembrane transporter activity.
UUCCCCUGGCCACUAGGAAUGAAGCCAAGGUCUCAGGGACGGUCUUUUUUCCCAGAAACCAGGUGCUGUGUUAUAAGGAUUUUUCCCUCUCAGCAACCCUGAGCUGGCAGUUCUGGAGUUGACUGCUGGGCCCUGCUAAGCGGCGGUCGCAUGCAGCUUCUAUGAGGCCCUUGCCGCCGGUCGGCGAUGUCCGCUUGGACUUGUCGCCUUCGCCGCCGCUGCCGCUGCCGGUUGUGAGUGGGUCUCCGGUCGACUCGUCCGGGCGUCUCAUGGCAGCUAGCAGAUCCCUGGUACCCGACCGGCUGCGCCUGCCGCUCUGCUUCUUGGGUGUCUUUGUCUGCUAUUUCUACUAUGGGAUCCUGCAGGAAAAGAUAACAAGAGGAAAAUAUGGGGAGGGAGCCAAGCAGGAGACGUUCACCUUUGCCUUAACUUUGGUCUUCAUCCAGUGUGUGAUCAAUGCUGUGUUUGCCAAGAUCUUGAUCCAGUUUUUUGACACUGCCAGGGUGGAUCGUACUCGGAGCUGGCUCUAUGCUGCCUGUUCUGUAUCCUAUCUGGGUGCCAUGGUCUCCAGCAACUCAGCACUACAAUUUGUCAACUAUCCAACUCAGGUUCUUGGUAAAUCCUGCAAGCCAAUCCCAGUCAUGCUGCUUGGGGUGACCCUUUUGAAGAAGAAGUACCCACUAGCCAAGUACCUGUGUGUGUUGCUAAUUGUGGCUGGAGUGGCUCUUUUCAUGUACAAACCCAAGAAAGUAGUUGGAAUGGAAGAACAUACAAUUGGCUAUGGAGAGCUGCUUCUGCUGUUGUCUUUGACCCUGGACGGACUGACAGGUGUUUCCCAGGACCACAUGCGGGCUCAUUACCAAACAGGCUCCAACCACAUGAUGUUGAACAUUAACCUUUGGUCGACAUUGCUGCUGGGAGGUGGAAUCCUGUUCACUGGGGAGCUCUGGGAGUUCUUGAGCUUUGCCGAAAGGUACCCAGCCAUCAUCUAUAACAUUCUGCUCUUUGGCCUGACCAGUGCCCUGGGUCAGAGUUUCAUCUUCAUGACUGUUGUAUAUUUUGGUCCCCUGACCUGUUCGAUCAUCACCACAACUCGGAAGUUCUUCACCAUUUUGGCCUCUGUGAUCCUCUUCGCCAACCCCAUCAGCCCCAUGCAGUGGGUGGGCACCAUACUUGUGUUCCUGGGUCUCGGUCUCGAUGCCAAGUUUGGAAAAGGAGCAAAGAAGACAUCCCACUAGUGAAGAGGACUACCUCACUCCAAGAACACUUAAGUUAUUAUCUCCAACAGUGACAUCUCUUGGGAAAAUGGACUCAGUAGUGAUAAGGGACUGAAUUCCAGUCUUUUUAAAAAAAAAAAAUCAA